Mesorhabditis spiculigera is the source of this 912-nucleotide messenger RNA. NCBI's taxonomy places the organism in Eukaryota, Metazoa, Nematoda, Chromadorea, Rhabditida, Rhabditidae. The record is from the annotation of a GenBank genome assembly.
AUGGAUACCGAACUGCCAUUGGCUAUCAACUAUAAGGGAAUCGUCAAAAUAGUGGCUAUUAUUGCGCUAGCCCUGCCAACUCUAGUAUUGGUAUUCCGAAUUAGCUGCCUAUUCUUUCGCGGCAGCUUACAAACGCCAUUCACUAGAAUUUGCUAUUGUGCGGUGGUUACGGACAUGUUCAGCUUCUUCUUGGAUCUGGUAGCGUGGGACCUAGCCAGCGCCGGGAUUUUCCCAUUUUAUGCGGGUCUCGAGCGCGGGUUCCUGCCCGUGGCCUUGAAUCUGGGCCAGACGUGGGCUCGCAAUUUUGAAUUUUGUUGUAUGGCCUUGGUGGCGUCGAAUCGGUAUACGGCGUUGUAUUGGAUGGGCGCUAGAGGGGAUGGGUUCUGGCGAACGGCUUUGGUGCCACUUUUGGUUGGCAGCCAGCUACUCUCCGUGUCUUUUGCCGUAAUUUAUUCGAUAGCUGGGGCCUACUAUUUUGCGGCUGCCCGCUAUACGUGGUAUUUGGCGGCCGGCUUGAACAGAUUUCCUGGAUUGAGCUCCGGAAUCUGGUGUCUCGGCAUGAACUGCAUCGUCGUCACCAUUGCGCUAGUUUUUAAUGGGCUCGUGGUUCGGAAGCUGUUUCAGAUCCGCGGAGCGCGCAAACGCGAUAACGUCAAAGUUAUUUCCAGGGCCGAGCGAAAGUUGUGCUUCGUCAGCUUAUAUUCAUACCUCUUCGUGUUGAUUUACAUUGGCUCUCAGUGCUGCAACACGUGGCUGGAAGAAAAGGACAAGGACUUGACCCAUUUCCUGGCCCCGCUGAGCUCGCAGCUGCUCUGUCUGAGCACCGUGUGGAUUUGCGGGCAAAUUGGCGAUGGGGAUACGAGUGGGUCACGCACUGUCGCUGUUCUGACUUUAAAUGAAAGGUCUAGGAAA